Messenger RNA from Schistosoma turkestanicum, 2845 nucleotides. The record is from the annotation of a GenBank genome assembly. Lineage: Eukaryota; Metazoa; Platyhelminthes; Trematoda; Strigeidida; Schistosomatidae.
AAGCGCAGAGGGUUUUUUGAUUCUUCGGUUUGCGUUGGCAUCUAUUGAAGGUCAACCGGUCCUGAUGUCGUGCAUCAAAAAGCUUAAGCACGACCAAAAGGUUCUGCAGGAAAUAUUCCCAAAGUCCCACCCAAGAUUCCGAGUUAUAUCAUGUACUCUGGAUGAAAUAUCGUGUUCCUUUAUUUGUGAUAACUGUUAUUUGGAGAUUACAGGUAGCCUUUUGGGUUCAUAUCCGCAAUCAUCUCCAAUAUGGUUUUCCGACUCCGACGAUACAUUUAUAACACAAAUUUUUCGUGGACUGCAAACUGUCGAACCAAGCAACUAUACGAUUGAUCGUCAAGUAAAAAUACUUGUAACUGAAUUAUGUCGGUACAAAAAUUUACCCAGCCCUCCUGAAUUAAAUAAUCUCUGUCCAGAUUUCAUUCCUGAACCUUUACAGCUUCCAGUUGACACUAUUUCUACCGUUGAACCUCGUCAAGAAUCUUCUGGUGAUGGGAAUAGCGAUGCAGAAGAUACUGGUUUCGAAGAUGAAGAUGUGAUAUUGAAUGAUCCAUUUGAAGUUUCUAUUACGGGAGACGAUCGUCCUGAAUACGAUGGUAUUUCAUCUCAAGAUGCUGAGCAGUUGGAAAAACUCAAGGCCACACAAAUACAAGGCGUUACUAAAGGUUCAAUCCAGUCAUCUGACCGUUUGAUGAAAGAGUUAAGAGAGAUUUAUCGAUCAGACAGUUAUAAACAAGGUAUUUUCACUGUUGAACUACAAAAUGACAGUCUUUAUAAUUGGAAAGUUAAAUUAUAUAAAGUUGAUGAAGAUAGUGGAUUGCAUAAAGAUCUUCAAGAACUAACAAAUCAUCCAAAAUUGGAAGAUCAUUUAGGAUUACAAUUUCUAUUCACAGAAACCUAUCCUUUUGAACCUCCAUUUGUACGUAUUCUCUAUCCAGUAAUUGAAAAUGGUUAUGUUUUAGCUGGUGGUGCGAUUUGCAUGGAAUUAUUUACUAAACAAGGUUGGUCAAGCGCCUAUGAUAUUGAAUCAUCUAUUAUGCAAAUAGCUGCAACUUUAGUAAAAGGUCGUGCACGAAUAAAUUUCAGCGCAACAAAUGAUCAAUAUUCACUUCGCCGAGCUCAACUUUCCUAUCGAGGUCUAGUUCAAAUUCACGAAGAAAGUGGUUGGUACACCCCACCAAAAGCAGACGGUUAAAAAUAUUCCCAUCAUACUGUUAAUGAACAUUGUCUGUAUGCAUUUUAUACAGACAACAAACAAUAUGUCAUCCAAACUACUAUAUAUAUAUACACACUUAUAUAUUCAGAGGACAAACACACAACCUUUUAUCAAGGAAUGAUAACAUAGGAUAGUUUCCUUUUAUGUGUUUGGUUUUUUUGCAUUUCCACCCACUUAUUCUGAUGUGUUGUCCUUUGAUUGUAUGUGUGUGUGUGUGUGUGUGGAGUGUAUUGUGUUUGUCUACACACGUGAUAGAGUAUCUUUCUGUACUCAGUGUUUCUAUGACAGUCUAUAUCUUUCUUUUUCUUUUUCUGACGAAAACAUUCAUAUGUAUAUUGUGUCUUGGUUUAUUUCUCCUUUUUUUCUGUAUACACAUUCAGUCCCAUACAUACAUAGUAUUUUAUCCCUUCAUGCUACACUUGCAUACUCUUCUUUCAAGCUAAUCAUAUCUACCGGCUAUCGAUAGAUAUAUAUUUAUAUAUAUAUAUACAUAUAUACAUAUAUCACUUUUGUUAAUAUCAAUGAUCUUAAUAUGCUUGCUUCCCUUUAGACUAGAACAUUGUAUUAUUUUUAUCUUAUUGUUUUAACCUUUUCUCUUUAAACGUAUACAAUAGUUUCAUAGACAUACAUUUUUUUGGUUUACUAUAAUUUUUAUAACUUCUUUGUCUAAUCUUGUACAUGUAUAUUAUUAUUUCUCUCACAUAUGGACUAUAAAUUGAUCUCAUCUAUCUAUCAGGUGUAAAUGAUAUCAUUUAUGCAAAAUAAGAAUGUUUUUUUUUCUGACGUUUCAUAAAUUGCACAAUUUAUCUUUUUUGAUUUCAACAAAAAAGUGAACUAACAACAUUGAACAGUUUAUUUAUUGUCUCUCAUUCCUUCCACUUCACAACCAUUCUCUUUCUUUAUCAUAUUCAUGAUAGGUUUUCAGUUGCUUUUGUUGUCGUCCUCGUCGUCUCCACAAGUGUAUACAUUUAGUGUUUGUCUACAAGAACAACAUGAAUUCUUUUUUUCCUUAAUUCCAUAUUCUCUCCUUUGCAGUGGUUGUAAUCUCCAUACUCUAAUGCACAAAAAAAUUAUUGAUGAAUAUCCAUUGUCUUCCAUGUUGUUCAUGUGUUAUUUGUGUUUAUUUUCGGAUUAGUCUAUUGAAAUAAUGACGAAUUAUUGAUGAAGUAGUCUAUUUUCUUUUUUUUUCAUCAUUGACUCUUUUUUUUUCUCUUAUUUUAUUUAUAUAAAACAUGUCAACAUUGUUUUUGUUCACUUCAAAAAAUUGAACAUGUUAAUAUAAUAAUAGGAAGGAAAAUAAAGCCAGAGAACAGCAACAGUUUGAAUAAUAGUCAAUCAAUGUAAUUCACUUGCAUCUUAUGAUACAUUUUGUUUUUUGUGUGUAAUUUAACUCUGUCUCAUUUCUAAUUGCUUAUACACACUAUUUGAUGUGAUAUUAUUAGUAAUGGUGAUUAUUCUUCUAAUAUGCUUAUCAUUGUUGUGUUCCUGUAUAAAAAUUGAUUAUAUAAUGACUGUUUUUAUUUAUUAGAUAAUUAAAAAUUUCACUUUUUUUUAUUGUGUGAAUUGUAUUGUUUGCUGUGUGUAAAUGAAGUUGUUUUAUAUAGUUAGGAUUAUCCGAUUGUUAUGCUC